CCGAUUCUCGCUCGCGGCCAAUCACGGAAGAGUACGCCGGUUUAAACGCCGCGAGUCGUCCGCGGCGACGUCAUCCCGCAUCAGCCGUAUGAUAGUCGCAUUUCCCGAUUGUCCGCUCGCCGUUUCGAGAUAUUGUGCGUGUGACACGUGCGCUGCGUGGAUGGGCUGCAAUCAUUGAUGCAUUCUUUUCGUAGUUAAUACAAUUUUUAACCAAGUUCCCGAAGAUGGGGGUGCUUAUAUUUUUUUACACGCUGCUGUGCUUAUGUUCCGUACAACUCAGAGCUGAUAAGAAGAUCAACAAAUAUGUAACAACAUUGAUAAAUGCCAAAUGGAACGAAACACCUCUGGUUCUCGAGGCGGCCGAAUAUUUCAAUGAUGAAAAUCCAACUUACUUUUGGAAGUUUGUUGAUGCAUUUUCUAAAAAGACUAAUGGCCUUGCAAUAGCUACAGAGAAGGAGAGUUACGACAUAAUUAUGGAGCUGGCUAAAAAUUAUCUGUCCGAGUCUGAGAUAGCAGUUUUUAAGCUAGGACUGUCACUGCGUAUUUAUUCCGCACGCGUUGAAAUGUUCUCUCAAAUGGCUGUGAAUAAAAACAUUUCUUCGUAUGCGUGCGACAGUGUUGUUGACAUUGGCGGGACAUUUACUUGUUCUCUAGAAGAUAUAGAUGAGUUACUUGAUUCGUCUCAGAUUACAGAACAGGAUACAUGGGAAACCACUGACACUUAUAAUAUAGAUCACCGUUACUUGAGUACUUCAGAAACUGACAAGACUAUAAUAUUGUAUGGUCAGAUUGGAACUCCCACGUUUAUCGAGUUUCAUGAGAAACUGAAAAAUAUAGCUGAAACAAAGGGGAUUAAUUAUAUCCUUCGUCAUUAUGUAAAGGAAAGGGCAAAUAAGAAACUAUGUUUGUCGGGCUAUGGCGUGGAACUACAGAUGAAGUCUACAGAGUAUAAAGCAACUGAUGAUUCGGACAUCAAAGACAACACAGGCAAGAGUUCGGAAGUGACGAACGACGGCGUCGAGGAAAUCGAGGGAAUCAACUUUAUGACUUUAAAGAAACUGUAUCCGGAACAACAUGUUGAACUGGACAAGGUACAGACGCACCUAUUGGAGACCAGUCACGAGAUCGGAGCCUUGAAAGUAUGGCAGUUUCAGGAGUUGAGUCACCAAGCAGCUGAGAGAAUAAUGAAGUCUCCCUCGACAGAGUCGUUGAACGUCUUGACUGAUAUAUCGCAGAAUUUCCCCAUGCAAGCGAAAUCACUUAUCAGAACCAAAGUGAAUAGCGACAUGAAGAAGGAAAUGAAAUUAAAUCAGGAAAUCUUCAUGGCAAGCUUGAACAUACAGCCGACCGAUACUGCCCUUUUCAUCAAUGGUUUAUUCUUCGAUUUGGAAGCCAUCGAUGUGCUGACUCUUUUGGAAUCUCUGAGAAGCGAGCUACGAGUAAUGGAGGCUCUUCAUAAGAUUGGCUUUAAUAACAAAAAGAUGAGCAAAUUGUUGGCUCUGGAUCUGUCUGGGGGCAUGGAUAGCCAGAAUUUUGCGAUGGACAUCAGGGAUUCCGCUAUCAAUUGGAUCAAUGAUAUCGAGAAUGACUCGCGCUACAGCAAGUGGCCGCCGUCGUUGACGGAGCUGUUACGGCCGACCUUCCCCGGCAUGCUUAGGAAUAUCAGGAGAAACUUGUACAACCUGGUGUUAAUCAUCGAUCCUCUGAGCGAAGACUCGAUGCCGCUGAUAGCUCUCGCGCAAUCUCUCUAUUCGCACUCGGCGCCGCUGCGGGUUGGAUUCGUCUUCGUGACAAUUUACACCACCACAGUGACAGGUCUGACGGACGCCGGAGUUGCGGUGAACAACGCGUAUCACUAUUUCGCGGACACUAAAAGCACGAAAGAGGCUGUGCACUUCUUGGCGGAGCUAGGAAACUAUAUCGGUCCCUAUGGCUUGGACGUGGAAGACGUCAAGAAGACCAUCAAGUCCAGAGACUCGUCAGCUAAUAUCAAUUACAUACUCGGCGAAGAGUCGGAGUACGACGUGGGACGGCAUCUGGCCGGCGAUUUCAUCAAACGAUGCGGCUUCAAGAAGUUUCCGCAGGCGUUGCUGAACGGCAUACCCUUGACGCCCAGCCAGUUGAACUCGGAGUCGUACGAGGAAGCCGUGCUGUCCACCAUCAUGUCGCAAACACCCGCCCUGCAGAAGGCCGUGUAUCGCGGCGACGUGACGGAAGGAGACGACGUGAUCGACUUUCUCAUGAACCAACCGAACGUUAUGCCACGGCUGAACGAGCGUAUCUUGAAGGUGGACAAGCACGCAUGGCUAAACUUAAUCGGCACGCUGCCGGAAGACGAGGAUUACACCAAAUGGAGCAAUCAAGAUCUGUCGACUUACCUGAUGAAGAAGAUGCAGUACUUCUUCGUACCACGUCGCACAAACACGCAUCACAUGUACUCCUUCUGGGUCGUGGCGGACUUAAAGUCGUUACUUGGCAGGCAACUGCUGCGAGAGGCAUUUAUAUACGUGGAAUCAAACACCGACGCGCGAAUUGGUGUUAUCAUUAACACAAAGGAUGACUCGGAUGACUCGGAUCUGAAAUCCGACAUUAACAGAAUCGUUCUCGCCGCAUUGGAUGCAUUGUCGCCGGAAAGGGCCAUACUCUAUAUACGUAAAGUUAUCAAAGAAGAGAAUGCGGCUCUCAUCGCUAACGGUAACUUCGAUCUUGAGAAUGACGCCGUCGCGGUAUUGUUGAAGAUUCAAAACUCGAUACUGCAACUGCAUCAGCAUUACGUGAAAAGUGUCUUGAACCUGGAGCCGGGAGCAAGAGCGAUUUUAUGCAACGGCCGUGUCAUCGGCCCCCUGGACAGUGACGAGGAAUUCACGAACGAGGAUUUCUCGUUGUUAGAGAGAUUCAGCCAGAGUACUUACGGAGCUAAGUUAUUUAUGAGACUGUUGAAGGACCAGUUCUUCAACGAUGAUGAAUACGAAGAGAACGACAUCACGGACGACAUGAUCAUGAAGAUCGCCUCGCUCUUAGUACCGCGGCCACAAACUCGAAACCGGUUCGAUGUUCCUUUCCAUGGGGAUGAUCAUAGCGUCAUCAAAAUUCCCGCGGCCAACCCCGACGAAGUUGCCUUCAAUUUCAUUGCCAUUGUAGACCCAGUUUCGCGUGGCGCCCAGAAAUUGGGCCCGAUAUUGAAGACGCUGCAGCAAGCCUUGAACUGCAAUAUAAAGGUGUUCUUGAACUGUCUAGAGAAAAACAGUGACAUGCCAUUGAAGAGUUUUUACCGAUUUGUAUUGGAACCUGAGCUGCAAUUUACAGCUGAGGGAGACAUCAGCGGUUCCUUCGCGAAGUUCACGAAACUUCCCACUUCGUCGUUAUUGACACAAUAUAUCCACGCUCCCGAGAACUGGCUGGUGGAAGUAGUCCGCAGCGUUUACGAUUUAGACAACAUCAAGCUGGACAACGUUGCGAUCGGCGUGCACAGCGAAUUCGAACUGGAAUACUUGCUCCUCGAGGGUCACUGUUUCGAGGCGGUGAUGGGAAACCCACCGAGGGGCCUCCAGUUCACGUUGGGCACCAAGAAACAGCCGGUGAUGGUCGACACUAUAGUAAUGGCCAACUUGGGCUACUUCCAGCUGAAAGCGAACCCCGGCGAAUGGGUGUUGCGACUGCGGCAAGGGAGAUCCGCGGAGAUCUACGACUUCACCACCGUCGACGGCCAGGACGCUAUUCAGAACGGCAACGACGUGAAGGUCCUGAUCAGUUCGUUGCGGAGCCACGUGCUGAAGAUCAAAGUGUCGAAGAAGCCGGACAAAGCGAGCAUGGACCUCUUGUCGGACAACGAGAAAGAUUCCGGACUGUGGAACUCGAUCUCCAGCAUUGCCAAAUUUUGGACCUUCGCCACAACCGACGAAAGCGAGGACCAAGAUGAGAAACUGAAUAUCUUCUCACUCGCGUCCGGCCACUUGUACGAGAGAUUCCUGAAGAUCAUGAUGCUGAGUGUUAUUAAGCACACUAAAACGCCGGUGAAGUUCUGGUUUUUGAAAAACUACCUCUCGCCAACGUUAAAAGACUUCUUGCCGCACAUGGCCGAGGAAUAUGGCUUCGAGUACGAACUCGUUCAAUACAAGUGGCCUCGUUGGCUUCACCAACAGACGGAGAAACAGAGAACCAUCUGGGGCUACAAGAUACUCUUCCUGGAUGUGCUGUUCCCGUUGAACGUGAAGAAGAUAAUAUUCGUCGACGCUGAUCAGGUUGUUCGAGCGGACCUGAAGGAACUGGCGACGAUGGAUCUCGGCGGCGCACCGUACGCGUACACACCAUUCUGCGACAGUAGAACCGAAAUGGACGGAUUUCGGUUUUGGAAACAGGGAUACUGGAGGAAUCAUCUACAGGGACGGGCGUACCACAUCAGCGCGUUAUACGUAGUGGAUCUCAAGCGAUUCCGCCGUAUCGCAGCGGGCGAUAGGCUGCGGGGGCAGUAUCAAGCAUUGAGUCAAGAUCCAAACAGCUUGUCGAAUCUUGAUCAGGAUCUCCCUAACAACAUGAUUCAUCAAGUGGCCAUCAAGACGCUACCGCAGGAGUGGCUGUGGUGCGAAACGUGGUGCGACGAUGCGUCCAAGAGAUAUGCGAAAACCAUAGACUUGUGCAAUAAUCCGAUGACCAAGGAAGCCAAGUUGCAAGCGGCCAUACGCAUCUUGCCGGAGUGGGUGGGCUACGACGAGGAGAUCAAAGCGUUGCAGCAGAAAGUGGAGAACGAGAACAGGCAGACGGAAAAGGACGGUGAAACCAUCGAGGACGCUGCGAAGCACGAGGAAUUGUAAAUUUCGUAAAUCACACUCUCACGUACAACGACCUGCGGCUCGCUCGAGCCGCGCGCGGUCACUAAAAGUUUUAUAAAGUUCUGUAAAAAGAGACUCUUCUGCGUUCGCGCGAGGAUAGGCUAAUGGAGCGUCGCGACGCUGCGCACGUCGUCAUCGUCGUCGGUACUUCGCUUUUCUAAUCGACGCCUGCCAGCACAUUGCGUGUAAAUAUUCGCCGCCAUCGGUGAUCGUGUAAAAUUCCCCCUCCCCUCCAAGAAUAAUGAUGCAUUUGGAAGCCGAAGAUUCUCGUUAUCUGUUCUCUUACUAGUUCUCCAUUUCGUAUACCCAUCAUAAGGCCGUGAAUUUGUAAGGGAUCUCACCUCUCUCGGUAAUUAGGUCAUUACGCAGCGAACACGAGAGACUCUACUUUGUUAAAUCGGGUCGAAGCGAGAACUCGAUGGAGCCCGACGCCGUCGACGGGAUCGCUGACAGAAGUUACAGUAUUCUGGUUAUUCAUGAACUACCGCCCCAUGUUCAUGUUAUUCAACCAAUUGUGAUUUAUUAUUGUCUACUAUAUAUAUAUACAUAUGCGAUAGUUCUAAGGAAUAAACUUGUAACAUUUUGUAAGAUAUCUUCGGCAUUCCCCUGUAGACCGUAGUACUCAUAACCGAGAGUAUAAUAGAGGGAGAGGAAAAUGUGUAGAGCUACUCGAGACCGACACGGCCGGCCUUUCGAUCGAUGAAUACGAUGUCACAGUACAAAUACACUGAUUCGUGCCCACACGGA
Messenger RNA from Dinoponera quadriceps, 5576 nucleotides. RefSeq names its product UDP-glucose:glycoprotein glucosyltransferase (gene Uggt). The record is from RefSeq and is a predicted model, not a curated record. The coding region runs from base 225 to 4811 and encodes 1528 amino acids. Gene Ontology annotation, molecular function: UDP-glucose:glycoprotein glucosyltransferase activity. Lineage: Eukaryota; Metazoa; Arthropoda; Insecta; Hymenoptera; Formicidae. The transcript is spliced from 24 exons. Gene Ontology annotation, cellular component: endoplasmic reticulum.